AUGAACAAUUCGAUCGUUUCAAUCAACCAAAGUCUAAUCCCUUUCGAUGACACGUACAUACUUUACGAUCCAAAUGACUUUUUAUCUUACGUUUUAGUAUACUUUUCACUUUUACCAAUGCUGAUCUUGGUUUUCUACUUUUCAUGGUUCAUCACUACCAGAGAACUGGAGGCUGUGAUUAUAGCUGGAGGUCAAGUUAUUAAUGAAAUCCUUAAUAACAUUGCCAAAAAUAUCAUCAAACAAUCACGUCCAGCCUUUUUUGGCGACUCCUUUCAAAAAGAUACUAUAAGGUCCGCGUAUGGCAUGCCAAGUGCACACUCCCAAUUCAUGGGAUUCUUUUGCAUGUACUGGUCUCUUAAAGUUCUUACAAACUGGAGAUCUCUUUCAAAAAUCAGAAAGACGUCGAGCAUCCUAAGUUUCAUCACGGCCACUGCGUUAGUUGCCUUAUCGCGUGCUUAUUUGGGAUACCAUUCAGUUAUACAAGUUGUUGCGGGUGUCUUAUUUGGAAGCUUUUUGGGAUCAGGAUAUUUCAUCGCUGUUGCAAUUGUCAGGCAUAUAGGUCUCAUAGAAUGGGUGCUUUCUUGGUCCAUAAUUCGAAGAUUUUGGAUCAAAGACUCGUUCAACAUUGCAUCCCUAAGUCUUGCAGAUGAGCACCAAGCGUGGGAAACCCGCCGCAAAUCUCCCCAAGCAAAAAAAAUGCAUAAGAUAUACAUGAAUAUUAUCGAAAGUUUUGUCUUUACCUUAGCUAUAUAG
Messenger RNA from Lachancea fermentati, 753 nucleotides. Lineage: Eukaryota; Fungi; Ascomycota; Saccharomycetes; Saccharomycetales; Saccharomycetaceae. The record is from the annotation of a GenBank genome assembly.